Molecule: messenger RNA, 452 nt
Organism: Rubroshorea leprosula
Lineage: Eukaryota; Viridiplantae; Streptophyta; Magnoliopsida; Malvales; Dipterocarpaceae
Source: the annotation of a GenBank genome assembly
UUUCCAAAAGCUUCUCAUCAGUUCAAUUCUCACUGUUCUUAUACACUCUGUUUUCUGGCUUGAUAAGAGUUCUGAGCUUUGGAAGCAACUAUGUACAGCCGGAGAGAUAGUUUGCUUUGGAAGGAUUGAGAGUGAUUUUGGGGCAGAGAAUGAACGUUGUCGGAAGACAGAUGGCGAGAUCUAGUGCCACGGCGCACCACCAUUGGCAAUACUCCGAUGACUUCCUGGACGCCACGUUCAACGCGAAAUGGCUUCAGUUCAUGAAUUUUCCCUCUUCACAGGAUUUUGGAUACUAUGGAGGAGUUCAGGGGUCUAGAGUGAGAAGGAAGUCACCGGACUCGGAAUUGCCUCCGGUGAGUUCGAGGUCGUGUAGUUUGAGAAAGAAUGGCGACGAGCACAUUUGAGUUUAGGAAUGAGGGCUUUUUUCAGAUUAAUAAAAAGACCGACUUCGU